AUGGCUUCAGUAGAAACAGCGCCACAGCCAGGGGUGCAACUGGAACCCUCUAUUCCUCAACUCUUCACCACUGAUCCUCCUAUCCGCGAUAGCCUACCCACAGAGUCGUCUCGUUUACAGGACAACACCAUAGACGAAGUGCUACCCUACCUCAAGGGCGAAGAGUACGAGCAAUGCAACUCCCACGGUCUGCCUCACCUGGACCGCCGUCGCCAUGUCAACUUCUUGCAUAAGCAGCUGGGUAAAUUACCUGCCGCCUUCACAUCCGCUGACCCCAGCCGACCCUGGUUCUUCUAUUGGUGUCUCUCUGCUCUAGUUCUUCUAGGAGAGGACGUCGAGGCGUACCGGGAGAGACUUGUUGAUACUGUUCUACCUAUGCAGAACCCAGAUGGAGGCUUCGCUGGCGGCUUCGGACAUACCUCGCAUCUCGCCACCUCCUAUGCAACCGUCCUGUCUCUGGCUCUGGUCGGCGGUGAAGACGCCUACGAAUGUAUUGACCGGCGAGCCAUGUGGAGAUGGCUAUGCUCGCUCAAGCAGCCUGAUGGAGGGUUCCAGAUGGCCCUGGGCGGCGAGGAGGACGUCAGGGGUGCCUACUGUGCGGCCGUCAUUAUCUCUCUGCUCAAUCUCCCUCUUGAGCUAUCACAGGAUUCUCCCGCACGAUCUGCUGGCCACACUGGUCUGUUUGCAGGACUUGCCGACUAUGUACACAGAUGCCAAACGCACGAGGGCGGCGUGUCGGCAAAGCCGGGCAUCGAAGCACACGGUGCAUAUGCCUUUUGCGCUCUUGGGUGCCUUUCAAUUCUUGAUUCUCCACAUCGAGCCAUCCCGCGGUAUGUCUUUCUCCCUUUCUUUGUCCACUCAGAUUUUGACAUGAAAGCGGUGCAUGCUAACCUAGCCCUGAUCAUCCGGGCUCUUAGGCAUCUCAAUGUACCACUGCUCAUCUCUUGGCUAUCUUCUCGUCAGUACGCCCCUGAGGGUGGUUUCUCGGGUCGCACAAACAAGCUAGUCGACGGUUGUUACAGUCACUGGGUCGGAGGAUGCUGGCCCCUCAUCGAGGCCGCGCUCAACGGACCCGGGUCGGGACAUGAAGGGCAAGAGGCCAACUUAGGUGACCGCCCACUACCUGCGGCCCAGGAUAGCCUCUUCAGUCGCGACGGUCUGAUCCGGUACUCGGACGCAUACCACACGUGCUACGUACUUUCUGGCUUGAGCUCAGCGCAGCACAGGUGGACAUUGAGUGCUGCUCGUCCUCACGAGGCGGAUGUCAAGGGCGAUUCCUGGUCUGUAACACCUUAUAUGGAGGGGGAGCAGAUCUUUGACGAAGAGGAUCGCGUUGCCACUGUGCACCCAGUUUAUGUUAUUCCACAGCACAAAGUGGAGGACAUGCAGAAUUACUUUUCAAACAAGCAUGGUUUUUAG
Messenger RNA from Fusarium coffeatum, 1419 nucleotides. RefSeq lists its product as uncharacterized. The coding region runs from base 1 to 1419 and encodes 472 amino acids. Gene Ontology annotation, molecular function: protein farnesyltransferase activity. Gene Ontology annotation, biological process: protein farnesylation. NCBI's taxonomy places the organism in Eukaryota, Fungi, Ascomycota, Sordariomycetes, Hypocreales, Nectriaceae. The record is from RefSeq and is a predicted model, not a curated record. The transcript has 4 exons. Gene Ontology annotation, cellular component: protein farnesyltransferase complex.